Nyctereutes procyonoides (raccoon dog) is the source of this 1804-nucleotide messenger RNA. It is a transcript of the gene ENO1, whose product is annotated as enolase 1. The transcript is spliced from 12 exons. Gene Ontology annotation, biological process: glycolytic process. Gene Ontology annotation, molecular function: phosphopyruvate hydratase activity; magnesium ion binding. The record is from RefSeq and is a predicted model, not a curated record. Lineage: Eukaryota; Metazoa; Chordata; Mammalia; Carnivora; Canidae. The coding region runs from base 144 to 1448 and encodes 434 amino acids. Gene Ontology annotation, cellular component: phosphopyruvate hydratase complex.
GGCAGGAAGUCGCGGCAGGCGGCGCUGAGACGAGCUUCGGGUCCUCGGAGCGUCCGGACCGCGCAGCUUAACGCUCGUCCUUGGUGCCUGCGGCAUCCUCUGCUUUUUUCCCGGGCAGCGCUAUCGGCGGCCAGAAAGUCACCAUGUCUAUUCUCAAGAUCCACGCCAGGGAGAUCUUUGACUCUCGCGGGAACCCCACUGUUGAGGUUGACCUCUACACCUCCAAAGGUCUCUUCAGAGCUGCUGUGCCCAGUGGUGCCUCCACUGGUAUCUACGAGGCCCUCGAGCUCCGGGAUAAUGACAAGACACGCUACAUGGGAAAAGGUGUCUCAAAGGCUGUUGAGCACAUCAAUAAAACUAUUGCACCUGCCCUGAUUAGCAAGAAAGUGAACGUUGUGGAGCAGGAAAAGAUUGACAAACUGAUGAUCGAGAUGGACGGGACAGAGAAUAAAUCUAAAUUUGGUGCAAACGCCAUUCUGGGAGUGUCCCUGGCUGUCUGCAAGGCGGGGGCUGUCGAGAAGGGGGUGCCCCUGUACCGCCACAUUGCUGAUUUGGCUGGCAAUUCUGAAGUUAUCCUGCCAGUUCCGGCUUUCAAUGUCAUCAACGGUGGUUCCCAUGCUGGCAACAAGCUGGCCAUGCAGGAGUUCAUGAUCCUUCCCGUUGGUGCAGCAAACUUCAAGGAGGCCAUGCGCAUCGGAGCAGAGGUUUAUCAUAACCUGAAGAAUGUCAUCAAGGAGAAAUAUGGAAAAGAUGCCACCAAUGUGGGCGAUGAAGGUGGAUUUGCUCCUAAUAUCCUGGAGAACAAAGAAGCUCUGGAACUGCUGAAGAAUGCCAUCGGGAAGGCUGGCUACACCGAUAAGGUGGUCAUCGGCAUGGACGUAGCUGCUUCUGAGUUCUUCAGGUCUGGGAAGUAUGACCUGGACUUCAAGUCCCCUGAUGACCCCAGCAGGUACAUCACGCCUGACCAGCUGGCUGACCUCUACAAGUCCUUCAUCAGGGACUACCCAGUGGUGUCUAUCGAAGACCCCUUCGACCAGGAUGACUGGGAAGCUUGGCAGAAGUUCACUGCCAGCGCUGGAAUCCAGGUGGUGGGGGACGAUCUCACCGUGACCAACCCAAAGCGGAUUUCCAAGGCUGUGGGCGAGAAAUCGUGCAACUGCCUCCUGCUUAAAGUGAACCAGAUUGGCUCUGUGACCGAGUCUCUUCAGGCGUGCAAGCUGGCCCAGUCCAAUGGGUGGGGCGUCAUGGUGUCGCAUCGCUCCGGGGAGACCGAAGAUACCUUCAUCGCUGACCUGGUGGUGGGACUCUGCACUGGGCAGAUCAAGACGGGUGCACCAUGCAGAUCUGAGCGCUUGGCCAAGUACAACCAGAUCCUCAGAAUUGAAGAGGAACUGGGUAGCAAGGCCAAGUUCGCCGGCAGAAGCUUCAGAAACCCCCUUGCCAAGUAAGGUCCAGGUGGCGCACCCUGUGGUCCUGAGUCGGCUCGUUAGACCUCUGCUCCCCCGGGCAGCUCAAGGCCCCCAGCCCAAAGUGGCAGGGCCCUGUGCUAGUUAGCUGCCCUCUCCCUUCCCUGUGAUGUUCUCAAAGCUUCCUUAGAAUUGCUACAGAAGCCAGACUUGACCAUCUGGAACCCUGCUGGGAACGCUAGCUCUGUAAACAUGUGAUUGGUCCAAAUCAUUGCUUUCUCACCUCACUUCCACCAAGCAUCUGGAGCCAGGUCUAUUUAUGUAAUAAUCUCAAGGUGUCCACAGGCAAGAUCCCCAGUGGUUUUAUGUGCAGAAUAAAAAGGCCUCAGUGACCCAUA